Messenger RNA from Xenopus tropicalis (tropical clawed frog), 2294 nucleotides. NCBI's taxonomy places the organism in Eukaryota, Metazoa, Chordata, Amphibia, Anura, Pipidae. The record is from RefSeq and is a predicted model, not a curated record.
CGGGCAACGCUGCUCCUCCUAGUCUGAUGCUCUGCUUUUGGAGGUAACCGGUACCGUGGUUGUGGAGAAGCGGGGCUGACUUAUUGUUUCGCUCGGGCACCCUAUUGGGUCGGAGGUUGUCAGUAUCUGUUUUAUACAAGAACCUGCCUUACCUGUCAAGCGGUUGUGUAGCACUGGAGACACCUGGUGCCUGUUUGCAGCACUGCGCAACCCUCCGCCCGCGUCCUGAGAGGAUCAACAACUGGUCACAGCCAGCAAGGAGUUAAAGAUAGCAGGGAUCCUGGAGAAGCAGGAGUCAUCCUGGGGUAAUGGAGGCACACAGGUGGAUGAUCUGGCAUUCCAGGAGUUACUGGACUUCUAUGGUUAUGAAGCUUCUGAUCCCCUUUCUGACCAAGAGGGUGACAUCAAAGGAUCUGAUUCUGAGCUGCACCACAGUAGCCAGGAACUGGAACCAGUAGAUGAUGUGCCCCUUGAAGAUGAACCGAUGUCCCCCUCUUUGCCUCCCAGGGACUCACUUAAUCUCUCACCCUGGUCUUCUGCUCAAGAGGAUUGGACACUGGAAUCAUCUAGGGUUGAAGAAGAGACAUUGCACAGCUGUCGGGCCCAGCUUCCAAAUCUGCGUUAUAUUCCACCUGCUGAGAGAGAUUUUGAUGAAAAGGACCAGCUGUUAUGGGAUCCUAAUGUCCUCCCUGAACAAGAGGUGGAGGAAUACCUGAUUCGUGUCUCUGAGCUUCAGCACAGAGCAGGAGGCGCAUAUGUUCGUGAUGCAGAUAAUGAGCAGGCACUCUAUGAGUUGGUCAAGUGUGGAUUUAACUCAGAGGAAGCUCUUCGAAGGUUGCAUUUUAAUGUGAAAGUUGUACAAGGUGGACUGAGUGCUUGGAGCGAGGAUGAGCGCAGACAUUUUGAGCAUGGUUUCCGUGUUCAUGGCAAGAAUUUCCACCUUAUCCAGGCUAACAAGGUUCGAACAAGAUCAGUAGGUGAGUGUGUUCAGUACUAUUACUUCUGGAAGAAGUCUGAACGUUAUGAGUUUUUUAGACAGUCCCGUUUGGGGAAGAGGAAGUUUGGGAACCCACCAUCUGUGGAGAAUGAAUUUGAACUACCAGAACCAGUAUGUCCAACAAAGGUGCACAAAUCUGUAUUCAGAGGAGAACUUUUAGGACAAACAGCUAUUACACAGAGAAACUCUCCAAACUAUAGCACCUGCAGUUGCAGCAAAGACCAUUGUUCCUGUGGAAUGAGAAGGCAAUCUGGUGCUAACUCCAGUGGCUAUCAAGAAUCCCCUCCAAUCACUGGUGACCUCAUCAGCCUCAACUUUUCUCAGCAAACUCUGCCCCUGCUGCCUGGUUUAAAGGCUCAGGAUCCACCAUUAUCAACUUUCUCUAUGACAGAAAUGGCACUAUCUGACUUCCUCUCAACAUCUUCUCUACUUUGUACUGCCUCCCUCCCUCCCUAAUACAUGUUUUCUAUCCAAUUUUCUGGAUGAAGUGAGAUAAAGACUGAGCCGCCAAUACUGGUCAUCUGGUCAUUUUCAGCAGGAACAAAGAGGAAUUAUUACUUUCCUGUUAUAUUUAAUUGGAGAAUCAUUUCUCUCCCACAUGUGCCUGUUGCACUCCACUAUGAUCAAACCCAAAUUAUUCUCCUCAGGGUGAACUUUACUAGUAUUUAGCUACUGGUCAAGAAAGGACUGGUGGGUGAAAACACAAAUUUGUUUGUUACAGCAGUUUAGCCAUUCCAGAACUUCUGUUAAAGAACACUGAGUGCCAGAACUUUGUGCUACAGUUCUCAGCAAAUAGAUUUUUUGUAGCCUUUAGGAGUUGUAAGUCUGAAAUACAGAUUAGGUUACUCCCUGGAAAAGUGUUGUGGAGAAUGCCUAAACUUUUUGUAUGCACCUCCUUUCCCUCAGUUGCCAGCAAUAGAAUAGGAUGCAUUUAUUUUUGUGGAUGGUGAAAUUAUUUUUCAAAGUUUUGCUCCUUAAAAGUAAGAAUUUUAUACUUUUUCAGUGACAUGUUCUGAUGUAAUUUUUUGGGUAAAAUACUAGCCUAUAUUACUUGGUUCCAAUGAAAUCAUUUGUUAUUACUAAAUUUUCCACUGUUGUGCAUUCAAAGAACUGAUAUGUUCUUUUAUUUAGAGCACAAAUCCCUCUUAAAUUCAGAACAUUGCUACAAUAUCUGUGUUAUUUCUGUGGAUUGACCUCUCUGUGUACAAGAGUCUGGUUGCCAAAACAUAGGUCAUGUUUUAUACGUAUUUAAAUUCUUACAUGAUUUUGACAUUAAACAUUUGUACAGAAUAGAAAA